AUGCAUUGAACAAUCCACCACCACCACAAAUGAAGACGGAGACACUCUGGGCCUAGAAAGUCAGAAAAACCUCAAAAUAUCUUUUUGUCACAUCUUCUCUACUUUUCCCAAGCGCCAAAAGCCAUGGAAACCUGGUUCCUCAUCGUUCUCACGAUCUCUAUUUCUCUCCUUCUCAAGGCCUUCCUCAACCUCUUCUACCCUUCCAAAAAGCUUCCCCACACUCUCCCUCCAGGCCCUCCCACUUUCCCUAUCAUCGGCAACAUCUUAUGGCUCCGCAAAUCUUUCUUCCAAAUCGAACCAAUCCUCCGCCACCUCGGUACAAAGCUUGGCCCCAUGGUCACCAUCCACAUAGGUCCUCGUCCCGCCAUCUUUGUCUUCGAUCGUUCCCUUGCUCACCAGGCUUUGGUACAGAGCGGUUCACUAUUUUCAGACCGCCCCAAAGCUCUUCCUAUUAAUAAGAUUAUGAGUAGCAACCAACAUAGCAUCAGCUCCGCCUUCUACGGCCCUACCUGGCGGCUUUUGCGGCGGAAUCUGACGUCAGAAAUCCUCCAUCCUUCACGUAUAAAGUCGUAUUCUCUUGCACGUAAAUGGGUUUUGGAAAUCCUUUUUGAUGGUUUACAGUCAAAGGCUGAAACUGGUGAAGCAGUUCAGGUUUUGGCUCAAUUUAAAUAUGCUAUGUUUUGUUUAUUGGUUUUGAUGUGUUUUGGUGACAAGCUUAGUCAAGAUCAAAUCAAAGAGAUUGAGGCGGUUCUGCAAAGGGUGCUGUUAGGUUUUGGAAGAUUCAAUAUACUUAACUUUUGGCCUAGAGUGACCAAGGUUUUGCUUCGUAAGAGGUGGGAGCAGUUUUAUCAGCUGCGUAAAGAUCAAGAAGAUUUGCUGAUUCCUCUGAUAAGAGCAAGAAAGAAAGCUAAAGAGGAGAACUUGACUAAGAAGGCAAGUGAUGAUUAUGUUUUAGCAUAUGUUGAUACUUUGUUGGAUUUGGAGUUACCGGAGGAGAAAAGGAAGCUUGAGGAAGGAGAAAUUGUCAGUUUGGCCUCUGAGUUUCUUAAUGGUGGCACUGACACGACCUCCACUGCUUUGCAGUGGAUCAUGGCAAAUUUGGUGAAGUACCCUCAUGUUCAAGAUAAAUUAUUGCUUGAAAUCAAAGGGGUUGUAGGAGAUGGGGCGGAAGAAAUCAAAGAAGAUGAUUUGCAAAAGAUGCCUUAUUUGAAAGCAGUGGUUUUAGAAGGGCUAAGAAGGCACCCACCAGGGCACUUUGUGUUGCCUCAUUGUGCGACAGAAGACACAGUCCUGGGAGGAUUUUUGGUCCCAAAGAAUGGAACUGUCAAUUUCAUGGUGGCCGAUAUGGGGUGGGAUCCAAAGGUGUGGGAGGAUCCAAUGGCAUUUAAGCCUGAGAGGUUCUUGAGAAGUGAUGAUGGUAGUGGGGAAGUGUUUGAUAUAACAGGGAGUAGGGAGAUUAAGAUGAUGCCUUUUGGUGUUGGGAGAAGAAUUUGUCCUGGAAUUGGCUUAGCCAUGCUUCAUUUGGAGUAUUUUGUGGCAAAUUUGAUUUGGAAAUUCGAAUGGAAGGCCAUGGAUGGAGAUGAGAUUAGCCUGGAGGAGAAGCAGGAGUUCACAAUAGUGAUGAAGACUCCAUUGCGGGCCCACAUUUCACCAAGGGAGAGAUAAGGUCUUGAUUUUCUAUCAAGAAAUUAAAUACUAUGUUUAGGUAUGGGGUCGGAUGUCACUUUAACUUUUAAUUAAUGUGCUGUCCUCGCUUGUAUGCUCUAUAUGACUUUGUAAAACUUUCUGUUUUUUGGAUAGAUACUAUAUGACUUUAUGAAUUUGUCUAAUCAGAAAUAAUUGUGAAUGGGGCAACCUUGACAGUUACUUCUCACUGAAUAAUAGGCAACAAACUUGAUUAUUGUCACACAA
Molecule: messenger RNA, 1911 nt
Organism: Theobroma cacao (cacao)
Lineage: Eukaryota; Viridiplantae; Streptophyta; Magnoliopsida; Malvales; Malvaceae
Product: cytochrome P450 89A2
Cellular component (GO): membrane
Molecular function (GO): iron ion binding; heme binding; oxidoreductase activity, acting on paired donors, with incorporation or reduction of molecular oxygen, NAD(P)H as one donor, and incorporation of one atom of oxygen
Source: RefSeq, a predicted model, not a curated record